Messenger RNA from Melopsittacus undulatus (budgerigar), 1734 nucleotides. RefSeq names its product histidine rich glycoprotein (gene HRG). Gene Ontology annotation, biological process: regulation of platelet activation; negative regulation of fibrinolysis; negative regulation of endopeptidase activity. Gene Ontology annotation, cellular component: endolysosome; extracellular region; blood microparticle. Gene Ontology annotation, molecular function: cysteine-type endopeptidase inhibitor activity; serine-type endopeptidase inhibitor activity; heparin binding. The record is from RefSeq and is a predicted model, not a curated record. Lineage: Eukaryota; Metazoa; Chordata; Aves; Psittaciformes; Psittaculidae.
AUGCUGCUUCUAGCUUCAGCUUUUUUCCUAAUAUUACUGCAGUGCUCUAAUGCCCAAAACAAAACAAUUACACCUGCAGACUGUAAUACCAUUGAAACAGAUGCAGGAGUGGCCCUGGAUUUGGUCAACAGACAUCGCAGAAGUGGCUAUGUUUUUGGGUUAUUCCGCGUUACUGAUGCACAUGAACUACACAUAGGAAAUUCAUCUUACCUCUACUUAAUUUUGGAUGUGCUGGAAACUGAAUGCCCUGUAUUAUCCAGAAGACACUGGGCAUCCUGUGAAUACAGUGACACAUAUUUCAUGGACUUUGGCCAGUGUAAGAUUAUCAUGCAUACAAACCAUCUGCUGGAGAAACCUCAACUAUAUGGAUUCAAUUGUACAUUAAGUCCAGUUCCGCCAGAUUUAUUAGAGUGCAAAGAUUGUCCUGUGAAAGUUGAAAUCUUGGAAGUCACUGAGCAACAUAAAAAUAUUGCUGCGAAGGCCCUGGAGAAAUUCAACAAUGAGGGUAACCACACAAACUACUUUGGCGUGGACAAAGUUGAAAAGAUUUUAAAGAUGAUUGGCUCCCGUGAAGGUCACAUUUUAGGAUUUUCUAUAAAAGAAACCAACUGUUCCAAAUCUGCACGACAAGCUGAUCAGGCAUUGGAAUGUGAUUUUCUUGAUGACUGGCACACUCAUGUGGGAUUCUGCAAGGCAAGAAUUAUCAGCGGUUCAGAUGAACCUGAUGGAACAGAUAUAAGCUGUGAAAUCUACCAUUCCUGGAAGCAUGGCUAUGGGAAGAGAUGCAGAUAUUCAGCUCUGGGACAACCGCACAGACAUCCCCAUCAUCAUUUUGGUCACAGACAUCAUCACAGACAUCAUCACAGGCAUGGAUGUCCACCCUCUUCUCAGCCCAGAUCUGAAGACCCUGAGCAUGACCAUAGUUUCAAUGAAGAACAUCAAGACAGCCAUGAAGAACCUGCUCCUCCUCCCCCCCAUGAUGGAUCACAUCACCAGCUUCACCCUCCACACCACUGUCCUCCACCUCCUCCCCAUGGUGGACCACAUCAUCCCCCUCCUCCUCACCAUGAUGGACCACAUCCUCCUCCCCAAGAAGAAUCACGACAUUCCCCUUCUGCUCCUCCUCCUGACGAUGCACCACAUCCUCCUCCUCCUGGUCCCCAUCAUGGACCACACUGUCCUCCCCCUCCUCAUGGACCACAUCACCACCAUCCUCCUCCUCAUCAUGGACCACACUGUCCUCCCCCUCCUCACGGACCACAUCACCACCAUCCUCCUCCCCAUCAUGGACCACACUGUCCUCCCCCUCCUCAUGGACCACACUGUCCUCCCCCCCAUCAUGGACCACAUUACCACCAUCCUCCUCCUCCCCAUCAUGGACCACAUCACCCUCCCCAUUUCCAUUAUCACCGUUAUAGACAUCACCGCAACAAGACAAACGUGUCAGGAAAGUAUAUUCCAUUCCAAAUAACAGAAGCUCUCUAUCGCAUUCCAGUUCUAAAUCAGCAGGAUUCUCUCACACCUCCCACUGCAAACUUUCUUAAUCUACUCCAAAGCAACACUCAUUCUGGUGAAGGUUUUCCCUUCACUGGCUCAAGUCUCAAGGAGAUGCCAGAAGCUCCAGGUUUUCUAGAUCAACUUACACAAUCAAAGUCAUGCCCAGGAAUGCCCAAACUUGUUCUUCCAAAAAUUUUGCCUUUAUUUCCACAUAGCUCCAUAGCAGAAAAAUCUUGA